Messenger RNA from Ilex paraguariensis (yerba mate), 672 nucleotides. Lineage: Eukaryota; Viridiplantae; Streptophyta; Magnoliopsida; Aquifoliales; Aquifoliaceae. The record is from the annotation of a GenBank genome assembly.
AUGGAAAAGUGUUAUCCAACAGUGAGUAAGAAUUACCAAAAGGCAAUUGAGAAAUGCAAGAAGAAGCUCGGAGGAUUCAUCGCUGAGAAGCACUGUGCUCCGUUGAUGCUCCGAUUAGCAUGGCACUCGGCUGGGACUUACGAUUUAAAAAUCAAAACAGGGGGACCAUUUGGGACGAUGAAGCACCAAGCUGAGCUUGCUCACGAAGCCAACAACGGACUUGAUAUUGCUGUGAGGCUAUUGGAGCCCAUAAAGGAGCAAUUUUCAAUCCUAUCGUAUGCAGACUUCUACCAGGACAAAAGUGAACUACCUCCAGAAGGCCGCUUGCCUAAUGCCACUAAAGGUUCGGACCAUCUAAGGGACGUUUUUGGCCGCAUGGGCCUCAGUGAUAAAGAUAUUGUUGCUCUAUCUGGUGGCCACACUCUGGGACGGUGUCAUAAGGAGCGUUCUGGUUUUGAGGGACCUUGGACUACAAAUCCUCUCAGCUUUGAUAACUCCUUCUUCAAGGAACUCCUAAGUGGAGACAAGGAAGGUCUUAUCCAGCUUCCAUCAGACAAAGCUCUUCUCGAGGAUCCAGUAUUCCACCCUCUGGUUGAGAAAUAUGUUGCAGAUGAGGAUGCCUUUUUCGAAGACUAUGCCGAAGCUCAUUUGAAGCUCUUAGAGCUCGGGUGA